AUGCCUCGCUCCCGGCGGGACACUCCACCUCCUACAGCAACCAGCACCAUCACCACCAAUACGAACAGCAGCAGCAGCAGCAAAAGACACCAACAACAUCGAUCUCCUAGCAGAGAACUGAGUCCACAGCGCACCAAUAAAAGAAAGAAGAGGAGCAGCAGUAGUAGCAGCAGUAGCAACAGCAGCAGUAGCAGUAGCAAUAAUGAGAGUGACAGCAGCGAUAGCGGAGGCAGCGAACAUCAUGCAUCGUCCAAGUCUAAACCCCGGAAAAAGAACGCGUUGCGGAAACGGAGCGGCGACGAUGGGGCAAACGGGAGAGCGAGCGCUGACGCUGACGAGUACGAAAAUUGCGAUCGCGGAGACGCUCCACCCAUCGAAGACUCGAGUGAGAUGUCGGUGUCAUCGAAGAAAGGAAAACGGAUGAAGAACGUUUACGGGGGUAAAACUUGCCUGGAUAAAUCUCAACUUGAUACCAAACCAAGCAUGCUCAAUGGGGCAGUCAAGCAAGAGAAAAGUGACUGUCACAAGGCUUCGGUGUCCGUGAAAAUUAGUAGCUACAGUAGACCUGGUGCGCUGAGUAACAAAGAUGGUUACAGACCGAGCGAGGGAAGUGCAGGCAGGGCUGCCGGCUCAUCGAAUUCUCUCAGUGAUGAGAAGCGUGAGACUUUGAGGCGUCUUCUUACCGUCUCCGGCAGUAAGGACACGACUGCUGUGUUAGGCCGUAAGAAGAUAGAUAGUUAUAAACUUAGUCUCACGUUUCCUGAUGACGAAGAAGAUGAAGAUGAUAACCGAACAGAUUCCGUAACUUCCGUGCCUGGUUUGAAGCCCCCUUCCCUUCCUGACCCCCGAUCUCCAUUACAGCGGCGUUCUUCAGCAAGCUGGUUUGAACAAGGCACCUCCGAUGAAGGCCAGCGUCCUCCGUGGUCAAGUAGCUCCCGCUCGCGUUCUCGGUCUCACUCCAGAUCACGAUCGAAGCACAGAAGAUCUGGGUCAAAGUCGUCAAGAUCAAGAUCUCGGAGUUUUUCGCGAUCCAGGUCUCCGUAUCGAUCUCGAUCACCUUCACGGCACUCUAGAUCUCGAUCAACUUCGCGGCACUCCAGAUCUCGAUCACCUUCACGGCACUCCAUAUCUCGAUCACCCUCACGGCACUCCAGAUCUCGAUCAAGAUCACCAAAAAGGUCACAGACUAGACAUCGGUCCCAAACUUUGUCUAGGUCAGGAUCGCGAUCGAAACAUGGAAGCCGUUCGAGAACCCGAAGUGAGAGCCGGUCAAAAUCUAGAUCGCGAUCUAAACGAUCGAGAACUACAUCCUACAGCCGAUCUUCAUCCCGCUCCCGGUCUUACUCAAGAUCAAUAUCGCGAUCAAGAUCGUCCUCCAGAUCUAGAAGUAGAUCUCGGUCGGUUUCCAUACCUAGACGUCGUGGGUCACCGUCGUUUUUGGACAAGCGGCGGAUCACAAGUGCACGGAAGCGGCCGGUUCCAUACCACCGGCCCACGCCGCCCCCCGAGAGCGACUCGUCAUCCUCUUCGUCGUGGUCCAGCGGGAGUCGCAGCCACAGCCCCCAGUGCCCCCAGUUGCAACGAGUUGCAACUUGAUGAGAUUUCGAUGUUCGUAAUAUUCAAUGAAUACUCAGCCGUAUUCGUAAAAAAGAGACAGGGUCACAAUAUAUUUCGCGCGUGCACCAAACAUCAUAGUCCAAGUUCUAUUCAAGUUAUGGUUAGAAUAUCGCUGAGUUGCAAAUGACACGACUCAUCGCAAAUGACAAUUUCAGCUUUAGAUAAAAUCUACUAUACGCCAAGGAACCCUUGUAUUAGUGCUACCAAUUAUAAACGUUACUGAAAAUUACGGACCAUCAGUACUCUGUUUCCACACUAAGGGGAUUCUUCUCCAAUGCCUCCUAAUCUUGCAUUAUUCCAACGCCAAAAUAGGUAUAAAGUUUACUCAUGUGAGAGUCCAGAAUAGUAGAAAUGUUAUUUAUGAAGAUCUAAUUGGAGUAGCUUCAUAAAUAAAAAAAGUUCUGUGACAUUCACCAGCCUCGUGUCUGUCUUGCAAGUAUCCAAAAUUCAUUUCAAUUGCACUCGAGAAAAUCCAACUAGAAUAACGGAUGAAAAUAUGGAUCUGUAUUCUACACUUUAAUAAAUGUGACCUGAUAUU
Messenger RNA from Hyalella azteca, 2155 nucleotides. RefSeq names its product serine/arginine repetitive matrix protein 2-like. The record is from RefSeq and is a predicted model, not a curated record. The transcript is spliced from 6 exons. The coding region runs from base 1 to 1596 and encodes 531 amino acids. NCBI's taxonomy places the organism in Eukaryota, Metazoa, Arthropoda, Malacostraca, Amphipoda, Hyalellidae.